AAAAAAAAAAUUGAUUUAGACGUUUUCAUUCUCUAUUCAUGCUCCUCGCUCUAUUUUGUAACGCCCAAAAUAAAUCCCCUAUUUAGUAUAUCAGAUUCAAUCCCCAGCUGUGAUUCAAUCUUUGUUCAUUCAAUUUCAGAUUUAGUACUUCCAUCUUUUCAUUGUGAUUUAAUGGUCGAUCCAAAUUCCCAUUCAAUUUCAGAAUUACUGAAAUCAGUAACGGUCUAGGUUUGCGUUAAUGAUGAGAUUUCUCAAAUUCCCAUUCAGUUUCAUGGAUUCAAUUGACUGCCGGCUUCUAUAAAUUGUCUCUGAAAAUUGCAGAACAGCAUCAGUCUUCCCGGUUCGACAUGCACCCAUAUGCUAGACCACCACGUCAUAUUACCGUGCCGAUCAUCAAAGAUACGCCUAUAUAAAUUUUGGAUGAUUGGUAAUCAAAAAACCAUCUCCCAGCUUCCUUCAUACAAAUGGGACCCAGUCUACCCGGUCAAUAUUUCCCGUUGUUUCAAAUGCCCCUAAUGUCUUCAUGUGUAAUGCCACUGCCAGGAAUGUGCCAACUGAAAGUGGGUGGCACUAUCUUGGCUACCCUCGGUGUACCAAGAAAUUUGCUGGCGAGGAUGGUGACCUUUGGUGCAGCAAGUGAAGCAAAAGUGGAUAUGCCCAUUGCCAGGUUCCUACUUUGCUUUGAAAUGGAAGACAACACCGGAUCGACAGUCUUUGUAACUAUGGACAGUGAGGUCCAGAAAUUGGUCCGUCACACUGCAUAUGUGCUCAUUGAAGGGUCAUAUGUAUACUUGCUUUCCCUUUUUUUGGCUAAAUUCGCUUGAUCAUUUAGCUGUUUUCUUUGCAUAUGCCGGUGUAGACUUACCUUUCCUCAACAGUCGAUAAAUUUUUUCCAGGAUUCUGCAAUAUAGGGGGGUCAAGCAGGAUUCUGCAAUAGAGGGGUCAAGUCCAGAUUCUCAUAGAUCCUGCAUCAGGCCGUGGAUUUUUAAAUUACUCUCAAUACCUUCAACGUGAAACAGAAUGUUACAACCAGCUACACCAUCGCCCGCCGGCCAAAUGCUAUAACAGGAUGCCUACCAACAUGAGUUCUGGCUUACCACCUGAUCAUUAUUAGAUUGAAUCAUGCUGAAUACUUGGUUAAUGUUGUUAUCUAUGUUUUAGGUUUUCCUCAUUUACUUAUCAUGUUAGUACCCUAUCCACCGUAUGCCAUUUUUGAAAACAGUUGUGAUAUAUUAUCAUGUUCGGUUCUGAAACAAUUGGUCCUAUGUGUAGAAUAUUUUUCUAUGGUUAUGUUACUUAUCUAUUUGGCGUAA
This is a messenger RNA of Papaver somniferum (opium poppy), 1313 nucleotides long. RefSeq lists its product as uncharacterized. The coding region runs from base 465 to 824 and encodes 119 amino acids. Lineage: Eukaryota; Viridiplantae; Streptophyta; Magnoliopsida; Ranunculales; Papaveraceae. The record is from RefSeq and is a predicted model, not a curated record. The transcript has 4 exons.